This is a messenger RNA of Candidula unifasciata, 642 nucleotides long. The record is from the annotation of a GenBank genome assembly. Lineage: Eukaryota; Metazoa; Mollusca; Gastropoda; Stylommatophora; Geomitridae.
CAAAAAAGACGCAGGAGAUGUGACCUGCCCAAACACCUUGUUGCUGCUAACGGCCGAGUAGUGUUACUGAGGGCACAAGGCAAGACUGAUGAGGCUGUCUUACUGCUGUAUGAUAUCAUCAGUAAAGCACCAAAAGCUGCCGCACCUUAUCAAGCUCUUGGCAAUAUUAGUGAGGACCAGGGCAACUUGCAAGAGGCUCUCAAGUUUUACAUGGUUGCUGCCAAUCUACGUGGCUCGCAUGCCACUGAGUGGAUGGAACUGGCAGAAAUGUGCAUCAGAAUGAAAGAAGAAAAACUUGCCUUUGAUUGCUUUUCUAAAGCUUUGAGGACGGCUCAAACCAGCCAGGGCAAAGUGGAAGUACUCUCCAAGAAGUGUGAAUAUUUUGAGCAGUUGCAGUUGCCUGCAAAAGCCUUACAGUGUAAGGAACAGAUGUUGCCGUAUAUGGACAAGAGCAGUCCGGCAAGCAUUCUGUCUUUUGCCAGGAAUAUUUAUAAUGAUUACAUGGAGUGUCAAGAUGAGAAUGGAGCCAUAUCAGUUCUUCAAUACAUACACAACGAGCUACCAAACAGCAUUGAUUCUGAAGAUGUACAUAAUUUAGCAGAGUUACUCAUGUCUCAGAAAAACUAUGUCAAAAGUAUAGAG